UAAUUUCAGUGGUAAAAUUGCUCUCGCCUAGGUAGUCAUUUGAGAGUCAGAGAGCAUGAAACAGACUGAGGGGUUAUCAGGACCACUCAUCUCGUAAUUAAUCGUCUCUUUUAACCUCCUGUAUAUAUCCAAAAGACAGUUAAAGGUAGCGACAGAAUGCCCUGUACUUGAAAGGAGUCUCUACUGCUGAGGGAUAUUCAAUAUAACUGUCAAAGCUAGUGCACAUUCUACUUAGUCUAGUUCUACUGCUGAGGGUGUAGUUGGAGAUCCAUAAUGCAGGCUACAAAAUGCUGGGUGAUUAUUGCACUCUGUUCCACGAGGGUGACUUUGGUAGAUCCAGCCACCACUUUUGUCAUCAAUUCUUAUCCUGAUUCAAAAUAUACCACAGAUCCUACCAGUACUAGCACUUCAACAAAUCCCUACAGCACAAAUGACAGAAACUUAGACGAUGCAACCACAGCGAAGGACAGGCUCGACUUCUCUUUGCCUGAUAUGCCUAUUCCAUCCUCCUCUACAUCUCCCCUGCCACCGAUGGGAACCACACCUUUCAAUCAGAAAACGUGGCAAACUGCUACACGUCCAGCAGAGGUCCAGCCUCUCGUCCAGUCAGAACUCACUCUAGAGGGCGCUGGUUUACAGCCUACCAGACAACAGCAGAUCAAAGGAAAACACAAUCGAAAAUUGAAAGGUUUUUCUGCAGUCCAGGCUAAAUUCAUCUGGCUCUUUGGAUCCAAAGAUGAAGGAGUUGAUUAUGAGAAAAUGUUGGGAAAUUUUGGUGUUGCAGUCGAUUUUCACAAAGAAUUUUCUAAAGAAUCAGCAGCAGGCAUCUAUCACAUGAAUGCCCUAGAUGCAAAUGAAGAUGACUUUCAUUUGCUGAAAAAACUUGCUCUUAGAAAACUGAAAGAAUCUUUGCUGAAACAAGGCAUUUCAAAAAUAAAACUGAAGGUCAAAUCAAUGAUUUCAAAGUAAGCAACAGCAUAAAUUUUGAACAAAAUAUGUAAA
This is a messenger RNA of Lingula anatina, 1002 nucleotides long. RefSeq lists its product as uncharacterized. The record is from RefSeq and is a predicted model, not a curated record. NCBI's taxonomy places the organism in Eukaryota, Metazoa, Brachiopoda, Lingulata, Lingulida, Lingulidae.